This is a messenger RNA of Rana temporaria (common frog), 2684 nucleotides long. Its product is annotated as SITS-binding protein-like. The record is from RefSeq and is a predicted model, not a curated record. Lineage: Eukaryota; Metazoa; Chordata; Amphibia; Anura; Ranidae. Bases 254 to 2326 code for a protein of 690 amino acids. The transcript has 10 exons.
GAUUUCUUCUAGUGCCAGUUGUAGCUAUUUCAAGGCUCUCGUCUUCCGCUGAGCAUACAGAGUACAACUAGACAAGAAUAACUUCCCCAUACUUCUCGCAACAUGUGCUAGGUUGAAGAUGGCUUUUCAAAGUUCACAUCUGAAAAUGCUUAACCCAACUUAACGUCUUGAGUUUUUUUUUUUGUUUUGUUAUGAAGAAGAAACCCAUUUAUUUUGCAAGAACAAUAUUAUAUUCGACUGCAAUUUUUUGGCAAUGCCUCACUCCCGUCCAAGGAGCCCAACCAAUAUUCCCGAGGUCAACUGGGAUACCGGACUGAAGGAAAUGAAUGAGACCUGGAAAGGAGCCGUCGCCUGUGUCGGGGUCGCAAUCUUCUUCAUUAUGACAAUUGGAAUUAUCUACUGGCAGGUGAUGGACCAACCUAACAAAAACUGGAUCUUGAAAGGACGGGUCAGUGGACUCAUUUGGGAGAGAAAUACUCACACUUUGAUACUGCAGACUUUGAACGAAGAAAAAACUUUUGUGGAGAUAGACGUAGGCAACUUUCCUGAUAUGGAGCAAAAUUUUGUUAAGAAUUUGUGUUGGCUCAAUAAGACCGAAUUUUGUUAUACCUGGGAUUCCAUUACGGACCUGAAGAUUAGUUUAGAACACAAUUACUCAGCUGGUACUGAGUGUUAUAAUAUUAUCUGGACCCCAAUACACUGUGAUGUGAAGCUCAAGGAUUGCUUUUCAAUGAAGAACAUAUCAUGGUAUGGUGGAGCAAUCCUUAGUGCUCAACGCUGGCCGAUGAACUUUGUCAAUGCGGCUUUACAGCCAUUUGUGAUCAGUAACCUUAAAUCCAGUGCUGGUGCUUAUGGAUCUGUUUUAGAAAGAUAUUUCCUGGGAUCAACUGGUGUUUCAGUGGUGAUCAACCCACGUGUUCCACUUUUCAUGUCCAUUGAGAAAAACAAGUCAUUUUGUGUAAAGACACCUGCAAGCACAGAGAGGCUCCCUCUACAAUAUACAAUCUGCAUUGGACAGAAUAUCCGAUCUGUUCACCAAGAUGUAGGACUCCAUCUUUAUGAAAACCAAAGGACGCUUCCAAACAUCAAUAUUUUCAGGAUGCCAGUCUGGAGACACUAUGGUAGAUCAGACUCUGCUGCAAAACUUGAAAGAGAAGUCAAAUCGUUCCAUAAUAAAUUAAAGAGGUACGGCCUAGGAGAAUGCCUCAUAUCUCUCAAUGAACAUUCCACUAAGUUACUUUCUAGCAAGGACCACAUACAUAAUACAGACCAAGCAGGAGAGACUCACAGACAUCGCAGGGAUCCAUAUACCCUUAAGCACCUCAAUCUCUCAGUAACUACAUCCCCAUAUGCAAGUUUUGACUGCGAGGAACUUCAAGAUUAUCUACAUAAGGGACAGGAAAACUACUGGCUCAGUCUCCCUUCAAAAUUAGAUGGAUCAAUGGCACCAAUUCUGACAAGAUGGAAAGGCCAAUUUUCCGUGAGAUUGAAUAUAAGCAACAAUGGUGCUUCUAGAUGGUACUUGAAUAAUGUAAAAAGUUUGAUCAGCAAACUUGGUCCUAAAUACAUCAUGUUUGAAGGGGCAGGAGGCAACACAUUUCUAGAACAAUCCAUACAACCUCCAAGAGGCUUUGAGGCUGACCGAUAUACAGAAAUGUUAGUUGGAGCAGUAACAAAUUUGGGAAAUUCUGCAAUAGUUACAGCAUGUACAAGGUCCAGCUAUCUGCCAUUCUUCAUCCAAAUGAGCCCUCUGCAGUCAGACUGGAGCUACAGUGGCCUGAAAGGAAUCAUCCCAUCUCUGCUGCACUACAGUUUGCUAGGAUACAAUUUUUUCAUUCCAGAUGCAAUAGGUGGAACUCUAAGUGGGGAAUUUGUAACAGAAGAGGAACUGUUUAUCCGUUGGCUACAAAUUGUCACCUUUCUACCUGUGAUGUCUUUUAAUACACCUCCGUGGGUUUGCUGCGACAACUGGGUACUCAAUCUUACAAAGCGGUACAUACAAAGACACCAAGACCUAGUUGUUCCCCUACUGAUGAAAUACACAUAUGAAUGGCUUAGGACAGGAAACCCCAUCUACAGGCCUGUCUGGUGGCUCAGCCCAGAGGACCCAGUGGCUUUCACAACGGAUGAUGAGUUUCUUAUUGGAGAUGAGAUGCUGAUUGCACCAAUCACCGAAAAAGGUCAUUUCCACCGAGAUAUUUACCUUCCUGGAAAGGGUUGCCAAUGGAUGGACACCAAUACGUCACAGGUGUUUGAUGGAGGAACCAUGCUACAAAACUAUAGCUGUGGCCUGCAGGAAAUUCCAGUUUUUAUAAAGAAAAUCUAAUAUAUGUAAAACUGUUACAGGUACUCACAGCCAUUUGAUUGUAUUUGCCAGGACAAGUGAUUUAAUGUAUAUUUUCCAUAAUAGGUCAAGGUAUGUGGCACAAAUGAUCACAUCUGAUGAAUUCAUGUCAUUAAAACUGGAUGAACAAAAGGCCAGGUUUGAAUGUUUAACUUGGUGAGCAGUAUACAAGUGGUAGUUGUGCUGAGCCAUAUCAAUAGAAAUGAAAAUUAGAGGAAUAUUUAGAGGUGAUCAAAGAUAGUGUCCGUGUUCACCCGAUCCGCUCUGCAGAUGGAUGGAAAAAUAGGAUUUUCCUCCGUCUGCAGAAUCGGAGCAUAGUGGACACUAAUGAGAUCGGGUG